Molecule: messenger RNA, 2742 nt
Organism: Symbiodinium sp. CCMP2592
Lineage: Eukaryota; Dinophyceae; Suessiales; Symbiodiniaceae
Source: the annotation of a GenBank genome assembly
AUGCUGAUGCGCCAGGCCCCUGGUUACGGCCCAAUCUCGACGAGCAUGGACACUGCUGAAGAGAGGCUUCUCCCUGAUGCCGAGAAUCACAAGGAGCCGCGAACUUGGAUGCGAACCAAGUCUCUGGAGCAAGGAGCCAGCAGUGAUCAAGAGACAUUGUUGUCGAGGCUUCCGGGAAGAAGUGAGUCGGCAUCUGCUACGCCGUGGUGGUUGCCUACACACUCGCCCCCUGGUUCUCCGCACAAGGACAGCAGCCUUCUAAGCGUGGAAAGGUACAGCAGCUCCCAAAACGGGCGGCACAGCUCGUCCUUGCCACGAGAAUCUCUGAGACCUUGGGUGCCUGGAGCAAUGCCAGACCCUGCAAGAAGGCCACUCUCGCAGUCUUCCGAGGAGAGAUCUCCCGCUACUGCAGGACGGGAGCUCGACAGCAGCAAACGCGAAAUUGAAAUGGACGCCGGCGCAGUUGCUGCGAUCGAAGCUCCUUCACCAUGGUCUCGUCCGGACAAGGCUAUCUGGGGCCGAUGUGAUAGCAUCACGGAUGACCGCAUGCCGCGUCCUGCAUCCUCGCCAGUUGUGGACUCUGUGACCGAGGUGAUUGAGCUGGAACACGACUUCUACUCCAUCUCCUUGACGCCGCAGGUGCCUUGUUGGGCUGCGAUGUGCGCGCCGUUGGCAUCUUGCAUUGCGCAGCUGUUGGUGCUGUACUUCUUGGCCUACCAGAACGAGACGAUGUUUGAGGGUGGCAAGUGGAAGCAGCCCAUAUCCCCUUACUGGAGUCUCAACACGAUGAAGAUGAUUUCAAUCAUGCUGUCGCUCUUCAAGGUGUCCAUAGAACUUGGCCAUGCGCAGCGUCUAUGCAGAUGUCUUGUGGUCGGAGCUUUUGCUGAGGGCUUUCGGCCUGUUGUGGGUUGGUGGGCACUGGCGCUGCAGUACUUCAUGGCGCUGUUGGUGCUGUUCGUGUCUCUCUCGGUUGUGCUCGGCUCAACGUCUUGUGUUGGCUGCUUCUUGAAGAUCUUCAGCGUGUUCAUCAUCGUAGACAUGGACAAUUUAGCGGCAGGGUUCGUCGAUGGAAUGACGUACCUGGACUUUCGCGUGGAAGUUUCCCCGGAACGGCUUCAAGCUUUCAAGAGGCGACAUGGUGGAAUAUGCCGAUGUCUGUCGAUCAGAGCGAUUUUCAUGUUCAUGCCUGUGACCCUGAUCCUCUUGUCCUUGGCUAUGUCAAUUUACUUCAACACGAUUCCGCUGACGCUCCUGUCGUUUGGACAAGUCAGCAACGAAGAUUCGCCGAAGAUGCUCGUAGAUGACGGCACUUGCGUAGCGCAGCUCGUCCACCACAAAGGACAGGGCUUGUCAGCAAACGUUUCAGUGCUGCUCCUUGCAGCACUGGAUGCAGAUAGCGACAAAGCGCUCGCACCCAGAUUGCACUGGGUGGCCCUAGAGUAUGCUGCGCAGCCGGUCACUCCUUCCUCUCUGCAGGUCAUGAGGGGAAACGAUGCAAACAACAAUGGUGUCUUCAAGUCUGGAAGUGCGGCAACCGUCAGGAGUCAAGCGUACCAUUGGCUGGAAACACAUGGCUUUUCCCCUCAAGUCUACAGCAACUUGCUCAAGCGGGAGAAGCUGUACAAGACCUUUCAGCCGUUUGAAGCCACGUUCUUGAUCCCUGGCAUACAGGAAGAUGCGCCGGCAAGCUACACACCAUCAACGUACAUGGUGUACGUCACAGCGCAGAAUCCUUUGAGCCUGCUGAUACCUGCGUGCGCACAGUUCUGCACCUCCUGCGAACUUGCGGGGCCCCGACUUUGUGAUGAGGGCAAGUGCAUAGAAGGUACCCAUUUUCACUUGGGCAAAUGCUACCCGUGUGCCAAAGAUUGUGACAAAUGCGAGCUCAAUGCCCUCGGGCACAACAUGUCCGAUUCGGAAUCCAUUGGAUGCGACAAUGGGGGCUGCAAAGAGGGCUUCGGGCUGAAACAUGGCAGGUGCCAGCCAUGCAAAGAUGCAAAUUGUUCACGAUGCUUGGAUGAGGAUCUGGAUGUGUGCGUGGAGUGCAAGCAUGGCUUGAGCAUUAACUUCAACGGGUGGGCCGCAUUGCAGGCUGAGUCUCGCUGUCGCUUGUCACAUGAAGCGGAGCACUGCGGCCCCAAUGCAUUUGCGGAAGGAGAUGCUUGGAGAACGGUGGAUGCGACAGUUGUGAACAUGGCGUGGAUGGCUGCCGCGAAUGUCCUUUCUCGCACACAGAAUGCACCGCAUGCGAGCUUGGAUAUGUUCUUCAGCACUGGCAGUGCCAUCCCUGCCUUGAGAACUGUCGCAACUGUUCGCCACAGACCCAGCUACAACUGGGGUUUUCCGUGGGGAAGCAAGCUCAGCAGAUUGCUGGAGGUCCAGUGGAGAAUUGCCUGGGUUGUGACGGAGAACCCUGGCGGUGCAGUCGUUGUGGCCGGCUCAGACAGAUGGUCUACAUCGAUCCAGUUCCACUCCCACUUCGGUGAGGUCGGAAAGGAUUUGGUGUCACUUCAUCAGGUUUGUGCCAAGACUGUGGAGAGUUCUGCGCGGAAUGUGUGUCGAUCGACGAUUGCAAAGUUUGCCACACUGGAUGGGUCGCCCGUGACGGGAACAGGUGCCUUGGCUGUGCUGAUCGUUGCAGCAGCUGCAACAAAGCCGGCCCAGCAAAGUGCGACCGGUGUGGAUGCCUUAAUCUCUUUGCAGGAUCCUGCAGGCAAAGUCACUGUUCUGAGAGUUCUUUGA